Oldenlandia corymbosa var. corymbosa is the source of this 673-nucleotide messenger RNA. NCBI's taxonomy places the organism in Eukaryota, Viridiplantae, Streptophyta, Magnoliopsida, Gentianales, Rubiaceae. The record is from the annotation of a GenBank genome assembly.
UCUUUAAUCAAUUAUUCAUUCACUCGCUAACUUCUCCUGAUCGGAAAAAAAAAACCUCAAAGUUCUCUUGAUUAACUCAAAGAAGCCAAACCAUGGAUUCUGAAGAAGAUAUAGCCCUCUUGGCAUUCAUUGAAAAUCAGCUUCUAACUGAUUCCAGCUUCCACGAUUUGUUUUUGCAACUCGAUACCUAUACUAAUGACAUUAAGCCGAUGUUUCAUGAUGAAAAUGAAAAAGCCGAUUCCUAUGCUUGUACGAGCCCUAGUAGCAUUCAGUCCUCGUCGGAGACGGCUGAAAGUCUGGACGGCCGUCAGCAGCAGCGUGCGCCACCGGCGGAGUGGAGGCGAUACCGGGGCGUUCGGAGACGGCCGUGGGGGAAGUUUGCGGCGGAGAUAAGAGACCCGAUGAAGAAAGGGUCGAGGAUAUGGCUUGGGACUUACGAGACGCCGGAGGAUGCUGCGCUGGCGUACGACCGGGCGGCCUUUCAAAUGCAAGGCUCAAAAGCUAGGGUUAAUUUCCCGCAUCUGAUUGGUUCUCCUGAUUUCGUAGAGCCUGUUAGAGUGAACCCCAGGAAGCGUGGUCAGCAACCUGCGUUUUCUUCACCAUCUUGGUCAACGAAAGUCCAAUCUGGAAAGAAGGGUAAAUUUGAGAUCUAAUAAGCAUAAGGUUAAUUAAU